Loxodonta africana (African savanna elephant) is the source of this 7912-nucleotide messenger RNA. It is a transcript of the gene SPHKAP, whose product is annotated as SPHK1 interactor, AKAP domain containing. Bases 889 to 6000 code for a protein of 1703 amino acids. The record is from RefSeq and is a predicted model, not a curated record. Gene Ontology annotation, biological process: intracellular protein localization. The transcript has 12 exons. Gene Ontology annotation, cellular component: cytoplasm. Lineage: Eukaryota; Metazoa; Chordata; Mammalia; Proboscidea; Elephantidae. Gene Ontology annotation, molecular function: protein kinase A binding.
CACAUUGUGGGGAUUGCAACUAAUGUUACAAAGGAAUACGUGUAUACAUUUUUAAAUGAGAAAUUAUCUUGAGCUGUAAACUUUCACCUAAAGCACGAAUAAAUUUUAAAAAAUGUCAAUUUUACUCAAGGAGAUACUGAGGCAUGUCCUAGGGGGAUUUUGUGACAGCCCUUCCUUCCAGGGCAUAGGGUGCUGGAUUCGGACAGAUGGCCACUGCCUUAGGUUUUGAGAUCUUUAUGUCCGCCCAGGGAUGACUGAGUCAUAAUUAAACAAAAUGGGUUAGAUGGAAAAUUGUGAGGUUCAAAAAUAGGAGAGGAAGUAAAGGGAAAAUAGUUGCCAGACCGAAGAAAGCAUUGCUCUGAGUGAUCAGCCAUUCAUUACAUGGUAGAAUAACAAAAAAAUAAAAUUAAGAGAAGCAGCAAAAUGAAUGGCGUGUGACCAGUGGGGGCGGGGGGGGCAUUGCCAGGAGUGACGGCGUGAAUGUGAGAAAGUGGGUGACCAACUUCGGGGCUCAGGCAGCCAGAGAAAGAGAAAGGGAGGAGACUGGACGGCUGGGCGGGGAGAUAGCAAUCCCGUCGGAGUCACCUCUGCUGGGCACGGAGACACAGGGCAAGCUCAGAAGACAGCCUUCGGCAGCUGAGCCUAGAGAAGACAGAACGGCUUGAACGUUGGGCGAGCGCUCCAGCAAGGAAACCAGAGGGGGCGACGCGGAGGGGACCGGCCGGGAGGAGCGUGUCUCGGUGGCGCCUGCGUCCCAGCCUGCACGCUCUGUCCCUGCGCGCCUCGGUCCUUUUGCGCCGGUCCCUGUGGUCUGGACCGGUUCCUCCUCACAGACCUCCUGUCCUUCGCCAGCGCUUUCCGCCUGUCUUCUCCAAGCGCCCAUCUAUAAUGGAUGACAACUCCCUGCUCUCGGUACCAAGCAACGUGGAGUCCCCCCUGAUGUGUGACGGUUUGGAGCUGCAGCGCAGAAGCGGAGGCAGCAGCAGCCCCGGGAGCAGCUUGGGUAGCUCCAUCACGGCGUGUAAGAAGGUUCUUCGUAGCAACAGUCUCCUGGAGUCCACCGACUACUGGUUGCAGAAUCAGAGGCUGCCUUGCCAGAUUGGCUUUGUGGAAGACAAGUCCGAGAACUGUGCUUCCGUCUGCUUUGUGAAUCUGGAUGUAAGCAAGGAAGAGAGCAGCACAGAUCACCUGCAACAGAAAUUGGUCAACGUUUCACCAGAUCUUCCAAAACUUAUCAGCUCUAUGAACGUCCAACAGCCAAAAGAAAAUGAGAUUGUCCUACUAAGUGGGUUAACAUCUGGAAAUCUCCAGGCAGAUUUUGAAGUUUCACAGCGUCCUUGGCUGCCAGAUAUUUGCUUGGUCCAGUGCGCAAGGGGGAACAGACCAAACAGUACCAACAGCAUCAUCUUUGAAAUCAACAAAUUUUUGAUUGGCCUGGAACUGGUGCAGGAGCGGCAGCUCCACGUGGAAACGAGCACCUUGAAACUGGAGGAUGACACAAACUGUUCCUUGUCCUCAAUUGAGGAAGACUUUCUCACUGCAUCCGAGCACUUGGAGGAGGAAAGUGAAGUGGAAGAAUAUAGGAAUGGUUUUGAAAAUAUAAAUGUCUCAGGCAGUGUUUUGGAAAGUCAAAAGCCAAAGGAAACCACCCAGGAGGAAUGGAAUCACAACAAGGAAGAGUUGCUUUAUGCUUUGGAAGACAAAUAUACUAACAAGUAUCAUCCACCGUUGGUUAAAACAGAAGGAUCUCUAGAAAACGUAGCAGAAGAAGCAGACUUAAGGAGCCUGGAACCAUCAGCCAAGACACCACAGUGGAAAGGCGAAGCUGUGGGGAAUUUGAGACCCGCCACCAGUUAUUAUUGUUCAGAGAAUGUUAAAGGUCAAGUGAAAAAAUCACACGCAUGCUAUACUCCAGGCGAUGCUUAUUUCACCGGAUUGGUUAGGAAAGAUGUGCCUUCUGCAUGUGGCACCAUCAUUAAGAAUGGUAGCAACUUAGAGCCUGGAGCCCCUGGGGGUAGAAGAAAAUCUCUUCCUCCCAUCCAAGAUGGAGAAGCCACGACCGGAGAGUAUGCUACAAACUUAGCAGAAUCCGUGCUGCAAGAUGCAUUUAUUAGGUUAUCUCAGUCUCAGCCUGCACUACCCCAGGAAUCUGCAGUCAGUAUUUCUGUAGGAAGCGCCAUGCUUUCCAGUGACUGUUCCACAAAAGACACAGUGAUCCCUCAGUCAUGGAAUGAGCUCCCCAAAAUCGUCAUAGUGCAGAGUCCAGAUGGCAGUGAUGCUGCCGCUGAGCCAGAAGUUUGCUCAUGGCCUGAGACAGAAGUCUCCACUGAAACCCCAAGGGCCCUCGCUGGAGAGAACUCAAACAGACACCCCCAGAGUGCCCUAGAAGUAGUGUUAGCUUGUGCGGCCACUGUGAUUGGAACCAUUUCCAGCCCACAGGCCACAGAAAGACUCAAAAAGGAACAAGAAUUGCUGGUAUCAAGCAGUCUGCUGGGAGGCAGCGAAGCACUGCAAACUCAAGCCUCCCAGGAAAUGAAAGAACCUUCUCUCGGUGAAUACUCCUUUCCCUCUGCUUUGUGUGGCAUGACUCAGGUAGCAAGUGCUGUUGCUGUCUGUGGCCUAGGUGAAACACAAGAGGUGAAGUGCCCUGUGGCGACAAGUGGCCUCUUCUCUGCAGCUCAGGCUUCUGCAGCAGUCCCCCCACUUGGUGGUUUAACGAUGAAGAGGAACAUGGAGCUGGGGAGUGAGGCCAUUGCAGAGGCUCUGCUCAAGGAGGCCACGCUGGUUUUAAUGAGACCAAACACCUAUAGUAGCAUCAAAGACCUCGUGGAAUCAAUGUAUGGGAAAAUCAUAGAAACUGCUUCAAGGCCUCAGACCCUGUGCUCAGAAAAUAUCCUCAAGAAUGAACUGGCACAGAACCUGUCCAGUGUUAUCCUGAAGCAUUCCAUUGAUGAAGUUUAUCAAAAAAAUAAAUUAGCUGAACCCAACGAUGGUAGGCAUCCAUCUGAUACUCUGGACACCUUAAUGGAAAGUACAAAUCAGCUGCUCUUCAGUGUGAUCUAUUUCACUUUCAAGAAGAUGAGCCAUCUUGUACAGCUGGGUGAAGGUCCCACUGUCCUUUCUAAGGAGACCAUCAGAUGGAGGGAAACAGAAAUAGGCUACCAGCAAACGAAUCAGCUAAGCACUGAAUAUGCCAGCAGUCAUUCAACUAGCAAUCUGCCCAACACUAGUCUUGUCAUUAAAGAAGCUGUAGAUGACAUGCAUCCAAAACAAGAUAACAAGGGCGGAACAAGGCCAGGCCUCUUCAAGAAUCCCAGUCUGCAAGCUGAAUUGUCAUAUAGCCACAGUGUGCACAAUUCCUCAACAGCUAAAGCACCCCCCAAGGAAAUACAUCUGAAAGGAACUACAGAUGACAUUACAAAAACCCAUCAUCCGAUGUCCAGUCUCAGGGAGAAGGAACACAAGGGCUCUCCAGAGGGAGAGAGGGCACCUAUGGUCAACAAACGCAGAAAGGGAUCCCAGGAUGCUGAGGACAGUAUCAACCCAAACACUCAAGAAAAAUGCAAUGGUGACAUGCCUCUCAACAAUGAAGUUCAAGUCAAUCUGUCUUUGUUAGGGAAUGACUUACUGCUUCCCUCUCAGCCAAUGCUACAAGCAAAACAUGCAGACAUAUGCUGCAUUACAGACUUUGCGGAAGAAUUAGCAGAGACAGUUGUCUCCAUGGCAACUGAAAUCGCAGCGAUUUGCCUUGACAACUCCAAUGGAAAACAACCCUGGUUUUGUGCGUGGAAAAGAGGGAACGAGUUUCUGGUUACACCAAACUUAUCCUGCCGAACCUUGAAAAGGAAGAAGGAGAGCCAGACCAGUGGAGCCACGGUCAGAAAACACAAGCCGCCACGGCUCAGUGAGAUCAAGAGGAAAACGGAUGAGCACCCUGAGCUGAAAGAGAAAUUGAUGAACAGGGUUGUGGAUGAAUCUAUGAACCUCGAGGACAUCCCAGAUUCUGUCAAUGUCUUUGCAAAUGAAGUGGCAGCCAAGAUCAUGAACUUAACGGAGUUCUCCAUGGUGGACGGCGUCUGGCAAGCCCAGAGCUAUCCUCGGAAUCGGUUACUUGGUGACAGGUGGAACAGGCUGAAGGCCUCCAGCUGUGAAAGCAUUCCAGAGGAGGACGCUGACAGCAGGGCCUAUGUAAACAGCCUGGGUUUAAUGAGUACCUUAAGUCAGCCAGUGAGCAGGGCCAGCUCUGUCUCCAAACAGUCCAGCUGUGAGAGCAUCACUGACGAGUUCUCCAGGUUCAUGGUGAACCAGAUGGAAAAUGAAGGGAGAGGUUUUGAGUUACUGCUGGACUACUAUGCUGGCAAGAAUGCCAGCAGCAUUUUGACCUCAGCUAUGCAACAGGCAUGCUGGAAAAAUGACCACCUGAGUGUAAGGCCAAGCUGUCCCUCCAAGCAGUCCAGCACAGAGAGUAUAACUGAGGAGUUCUAUAGGUACAUGCUGAAAGACCUUGAAAGAGAAAGCAAAGACAGCCCUUCAUCCAGAAGAAGCAGUCAAGAUUGGACUGCUAGCCUACUGCCUCCUCCCCUGAGAGCCCCAUUUUGUUAUAGACAGUCAUCUGUGCCAGACAGCCGCUCACCAUGCACCAAGUUAACAGUGAAUGCACCCAUCAAAGCCAACUCCUUAGAUGGCUUUGCGCAAAAUAGGCAAGAUUUCCUAAGCGUGCAACCAGUCAGCAGUGCUUCCUCCUCAGGUCUCUGCAAAUCUGACUCUUGCUUAUAUCUCAGAGGUGGAACUGACAAGAUCACAAAUAUGUUGAUUCACGAAACGUGGGCAAACUCCAUUGAGGCCCUCAUGCGAAAGAACAAAAUCAUAGUGGAUGAUGUUGAACUAGUUGACGCUGAGCCUGUUUCCGGUGCCUCACCCACACAAGGGGACAAGUGUGCAAACAGAUUAGCUUUGAGCGGAGUGCAAAGUGGGUCAACUCUGCUUGUUCAGGAAUCUGUUGACUACCCAAGGAAAGAAUCCCUUACCGAAAGCAAACAUUCCUUAGUGUUAACUUCAAGCAAAGCUGGUUCUCUUAAAAACCACAACAGCAUAGAUUCUAAAAAAGAAUCUUCCAUGUGCCAUGAUGCUAUCCCUCCAGACCACACCAUGCAAUCGCUAUGCUCAAGGGAAGUGCCUUUAAUUCAGAUUGAAACAGAUCAAAGAGAAGAGUAUGUUGGAGAACCUGAAGACUUCCUUUUCCAAAGCAGCCCCCAUGAGGAAGCAGAAGAACAUUCCAAUGAAGAAAAAGUCCCAGACGUGGCAAGGAGCAGAGACACAGAGGGGAGCACCUGCCAAAACCAUAGUGACAGCCUUGAUGUCAGAGACGUACCAGAAGCUGAAGUGUCAACAGAAGCCAGAGACCCCAGUGAGUUCCCCAGCCCUCCCAGCAGCAGUGAGGAGAGCACAGGCAGCUGGUCUAAGCUUGCCAACGAGGAGGACAACCCCGACGACACAAGUAGCUUUCUGCAGCUCAGUGAGCGAUCCAUGAGCAAUGGCAACAGUAGUGCCACUAGCAGUCUUGGCAUUAUGGACCUGGACAUUUAUCAGGAAAACAUGCCAUCUUCUCCCAUGAUUAAUGAAUUAGUAGAAGAAAAGGAGAUUCUUAAAGGACGGUCAGAACACAUAGAGGAAUGUGCCUCUGGACUGCCGGCGGGGUCGGCCAGCCACCAGCAGAGCCUGCUGGUGAUCAACUUUGACCUGGAGCCAGAGUGCCCUGACACCGAGCUUCGAGCCACUCUGCAGUGGAUAGCUGCCUCUGAACUUGGGAUUCCCACCAUCUACUUUAAGAAAUCUCAAGAAAACAGAAUUGAAAAGUUUCUAGAUGUCGUGCGGCUGGUUCAUCAGAAGUCCUGGAAAGUGGGGGAUAUCUUUCACGCAGUUGUCCAGUACUGCAAAAUGCAUGAGGAGAGGAAGGAUGGGGUCCCAAGUCUCUUUGACUGGCUCUUGGAACUGGGAUAAGGCAGCUUGCCCUGUAGAGCAUUUCUUUCCUUGACUCCAGCUUCAAUUCCAAUGGUUUGCAAAACGCCCUAAACUUUCUCAAAACACUGCAUCCUGUUAGCAAAAAAAAAAAAAAAUCUGCUGCUCAAGUUUACUGCACAUGGAAUAAAUCUGAGGAAAAACAAAACAUAGGUCUGUACAAAUCAAUACAUUCUGUGGGUGACUUCAAAAAAAACUUGCAUUAGAAUGGCUGGAAAAAGAAACUACAAUGGGCCCCAACUUAGAAAGUUUAUAACUAGGUCCAAAGUCCAGGAAAGCUCUACUCAUGUAUUUUUAAUAAUGUAAAAUGAUAUGUCAUGUCUCCAAUUAUGUACAUCAACUGGAAACUAAUUCACUGGUCAAGAUAAUUUUGUAAACUAUGCUGUAACUUCUACUUUCCUUGUCUGAGCAGAUGAAGGGGCUACCAAACCAUUAAGAUAUGGAUGAGAAAUUUCUAGGACUUUUAUGUAAUAGAUUUCCACAUCCAGACGGGUAUCAGUAGAUAUUCACAGAAAUGCAAGAGUAUGCCAUGUCCUCUCCAGAGGUGAUUCCAUUUAUUCAUUGCAACCCGCAGAUAAAUAGUCACCUCUCCUCAACAAUAUCUGAACUCCUAGCUACCCAGGACACCAUUGGUGUUCAGCUGAAGGAGAGGAAGAUUGAAAAUUAUCUUGUUUCCAUCACUACAUUACUUUGGUAACAUGAUUACAGAAUUCCUACCAUGUGGGAAAGCUUUCUUACUUAAAAAAAGUCCUUUGAGAUAACACCUGCUUGUGUAUUAAAUUACAUGAAAUGCAAAUUUUCUUUUUACUUUUAUUAUAAAUUAUGAAGAGAUUGUCAUCUUAAAUAAUAUAUCAAGUUAGCUUAGCGAUCCAGAAAAUAUGAAGAGAUUGUUAUCUUAAGUAGUGUAUUGAUUUUGAGCACGGUGGUUCAUUUGAUUAUGAACAUGUUGGCACCGUAUGGCAGCCUUGCAGCUAUGGUGACAUUUACAAUGAGUGAUGCAGGGCAAUAACCUUGGAGUUGACAUGACCAGUUAGGAUCAUAGUCUAAAUGAUCUCCUUUCCUGACUCAGAGAGAUUGGCAUUGAAUUUGGGAAAAAGAAAUCCUUAUCAUGUUUUCAGUAUUUAAUAACAGAGAUGUACCAUUUUGAAAAUAAAUGUAUCUAACACUUCCCAAGGUAACCUAGUGGGCUCAGUGGUUAAGUGUUUGGCUGCUAACCAAGAGGUUGGCAGUUGGAAUCCACCAGCUGCUCCUUGGAAACCCUAUGGGGCAGUUCUACUCUGUCCUAUAGCAUUGCCAUGAGUCCGAAUCGACUGGACGGCAACGAGUUUGGUUUUUGGUUUGAUUAACAUCUUCCAAAGUCUUCUGUUCUUUUAACUGAAUGAGCUACACUGGCUUUUAUUUUCAUGCUCAGAGUAGAUGUUCAUUAAAUAUUUCCUGAAAUACUAUACUUUUACAAAGAUAGCAAAGUAAUUUUAAAUGUGAAAAAGGCCCCAUGCCAUCAAUGCUAGCCUGACCUGAUCUAUAUCCAUAUCUUGAAAUGUCAAGAAAGGUUCCUUAUGAGCAAGCCUUUUCCCUUGGUAAUCCUUCCCACUACAGGUUAAGCAUUCAUUGCACAGAGUCCAAAUUUAGGCUGUAUAUUUAAUGUGACACAUUAACCAAGUGUCAACUUUUAAAGUACACCCAUCAUCUCAGACUGAAAGUUCUUUGUGCUACUCAAUGAAAAGAAUGUUUGUUUUAUUUAAAGAAUCCCAGAUAAUUGUGUGUAGACUUCUGCUGUGCUCGAAUAUAUGUUUACUUAUCCUACAAAGCACAAAUUAUAAUACUGGAUUGUAACCUGUGAUGAAAUCAUAUAUGUUGUAUCAAAUGUUGUGAACUAACUAAUCAAUAAAUUUCU